AUGGCGCCACCGAGGUUGAAGACGACCCAGAAGGGGCCAAUCUCGCGUCUUCGCGGGCCUUCAUUUGUGUCCACCCAUGCCGGUGAGGCCAUUACACAUGCCUGGGUUGUAGAACAAAGUAAGAGAGGAAAGAACGAUCUGUGUCCAAGGAUGAUGAAGGAGGCUUUCCACCUUGGACCCCUCCGCGGGAGCGAGAACCUCUGUUUCAACAGCCAUUGUGGUCGAGGCAGAAGAGCAGCUGUAUCUCAAUUGAUGCUGCUACCGGCGGAGGCUCGGUUCCGAUUCUCAGGCGGGGCCCGGACACAACGAACGGAUCGCGGCACAGAUUUUCGUUCGGACAGACCCGGACAGAGCAAAGAUCAGGCCGGAGCGUAUGCCGAGCCCUCGCCCCGACCUAAAGACGCGAGAUUCGAUAUAUUGCGAAAUCUUCAGUGGAAAGAUGGACAAAUGAGACUCUCUGGACGGCGCUACCGGCCGAGUGAGGCGCCACACAAGCACCUGGGAUACGAGGGCAACCCCUACCAUGACGUCUUCGCAGGACCCUCAUCUGCGUCCUUCAACCGUGCGGAGGCCAGCGUGUCGUUUGCCAUCGCGGCGUGUCUACCAGCCAUCGCGGCAUUCGUCGGCGACCUUAUCCCGCUUUUACGUAGAAGCGGACGGCUGAUCUACGUAUUUGCGGAAAACAGCGGGCGUGUCGCCCAUAUGGACUGCGCAGAGCUACCAGUCACCAAUUCGGUUGAUCGAGAGCAGUUUCUUGCUGUGGUAGCGGGUGGGAUAGGGGCCGUGCUGGAGGUCGUCGAGGGUGCCGAAGACCUCUAUGACGACGGCGCGGCGAAGGUGUACGAUCUUUGUCUUACUUCACAAAAUACUGUCAUUGGCAUCUCAUCAUCGGAACGAACACCAUUUGUCACGGACGCCCUGACGGCGGCCAUAACACGCGGCUCCUCUCGAAUGGGGAGCACGGGCGUUAAUCACCCCCUUGUUGUCUCCGUCGGACCCGAAUUUGUGACGGGAGGCACUCGUCUUAAAGCAGGCAGCUGCGCGAAGAAUGCUCCGAAAGGAGGCUCCACGAGAGAGCGAGACAACCAUUCCAAAUCCGAUGAGAACGCCAGCAUCGAGACCCUAAUCGAGCGCUGUCGCGGCAGCGUCAAGCUCGCCUGCGCUGUGGGACUCUCUGGUCUGCACUGGAGUAUUGCGAAGCGGAGAUUAGACGGUGUAGAUGGUCAUGUCCAGGCAUUUGCGACCAGACUCGAGUAA
Molecule: messenger RNA, 1257 nt
Organism: Verticillium alfalfae VaMs.102
Lineage: Eukaryota; Fungi; Ascomycota; Sordariomycetes; Glomerellales; Plectosphaerellaceae
Product: N-acetylmuramic acid 6-phosphate etherase
Exons: 5
Coding region: 1-1257 (418 amino acids)
Biological process (GO): carbohydrate derivative metabolic process
Molecular function (GO): carbohydrate derivative binding
Source: RefSeq, a predicted model, not a curated record